CACACCUACUUUACCAAUAAGUAAACUAAAAGAUCUCUUCUUUACCUUCAUUUUCAUUCCAUUCCAUUCCUCUCUUCCCCUCCCCCCCCCCCCCCCCCCCACCAAAAAAAAAAAGAAAAAAUGUCUGCCAAAAGGAACCAAACCAGUAGUAGUGGUAGCCCAAUUGGAAGCCCAUUAUCACCUGAUAGCUCUUCCAAAGAGCAUGACAGGUUUCUCCCAAUAGCCAAUGUUAGCAGAAUCAUGAAGAAGUCACUCCCUGCCAAUGCCAAGAUCUCAAAAGAAGCCAAAGAAACUGUCCAAGAAUGUGUCUCUGAGUUCAUAAGCUUCAUAACUGGUGAAGCCUCAGACAAGUGCCAAAGAGAGAAAAGGAAGACAAUUAAUGGAGAUGACCUCUUGUGGGCCAUGACAACUCUGGGGUUUGAGAACUAUGUUGGACCCCUUAAAGUUUAUCUCAACAAGUAUAGAGAAGUUGAAGAAGAGAAGAACUCCAUGGCCAUGGUUAGGCAAGAAGAGCUCUCCCCUACUCACACUACUACUACCUCCAAUCAUGAAAUGGUCCAUGGUAGUAGCAGUAGUAGGGUUGCUUAUAACUCUUUUCCAAAUAAGGUUGAUUUUCAGGAUUUCAGUGUUGGUGGGUUUUACUCAAUUGGUGGUCCCAAGAACUCUAAUGGAGAGAUUAGUGGAAUGGUUAAUAUUGGGUAUGGAGAUAACUAUAUGAGUGGGAUUCAUGAGACUGGUGGUGGUGGUCAUGGGAAUCCAAACAGGGCUGUGGUGGCUGCUCAGCUUCAUCAUGGGAAUAUUGGAUGGUAGAGAUUUCAUCAUCAUGAGUUUUACUUAGCUCUGAUGAUCUGAUCAUAUUUACAUUAAGUUUGAUUGUUUGUUUUUGAAGUUUCUUCCAUUGACAUGAUAUAUGUACUACAACAUAUGAUCAAAAGGUAUAAUAUUACAAGUACUAUUACAAUAUUUUAGCAGACAGUUUAUGUAUAAUUCUAUUCAAAGAAAUAUUUUCUCUUAAUUCUCAUAAGUUGGCAUGACUGGAGUGAGUUUUUUUUUUGGGAAGAUUUUUGUAACAUUUGUUUUGAAAAAGAAUAAAAAAAAAAGACUUAAAACAGUUCCUUUAUUACCAAAAUAAUAAUAGAUUGGAAAGGAAAAAAAAUCAGCUAUGAGAUUUGUAUUUUCCUGUUUUGGCUUGGCUUGAAGAUUUGGAACAGCAAUGAGUUUGCAGGCCAUCUGGGCAGGUCAAAGUCAACCCAAUUGAGAUAGGCACUGGCAUUGGCAUGGCAUAUUUGGUUCUUAAUUUUAUUAAUAAUUUAGCUGCCGCUUUUUUUAUUUUA
Molecule: messenger RNA, 1334 nt
Organism: Humulus lupulus (European hop)
Lineage: Eukaryota; Viridiplantae; Streptophyta; Magnoliopsida; Rosales; Cannabaceae
Product: nuclear transcription factor Y subunit B-like
Exons: 1
Coding region: 121-810 (229 amino acids)
Biological process (GO): regulation of transcription by RNA polymerase II
Cellular component (GO): nucleus; CCAAT-binding factor complex
Molecular function (GO): RNA polymerase II cis-regulatory region sequence-specific DNA binding; protein heterodimerization activity; DNA-binding transcription activator activity, RNA polymerase II-specific
Source: RefSeq, a predicted model, not a curated record